AUGUUUGCAAGAUUUGAAGGUAGAAAAAGUUUGAAAAAAAAUGGUUAUGUUAAUGUACAUGAUGAUGAUGUUAUAUGUGGUAAUGAUAGAGAUAAUAUUGAGUACGUUAAUGUUGAUAGUGAUGGUGACGAGUAUUUUUGUAGUGAGCAAUUAGAUGAAGAAGAUAAAUUGCAUGAGAAUAGAGGUAGUAUGCAUGAAAGUAGUGAUAAUUUCCAUGAUAGUAGUGAUAAUAUUGUUGACGGAGAUGAGCCUAUUACGGGAGAAAAUCGUGGGAAAAACCCCGUUAAGGACGAAGAAAUAUUGAUUGGUAGUGUUGGAAGUGUAAAGAGCAAACGGCGUAGAGAUGUGCUUCCUAGAAGUGGUUGCAAAGUUAGAAUGUACGUGGUUAAUAAGAAAAAAACAAGUCAUUGGGAGAUAACCUCUUUGGAAUUAGAACACAAUCACGAAGUUGUUACUCCUUCUAAGAUGAGUUUGAUAAGACGGGAGAGACAUGUGAGCGCGGCUCAAGGAAAUUUAAUCAAGACCUUACAUGUUUCGGGUUUCCCACCAAGACAACAAAUGAAUAUUUUUGGUAAAAUGCACGUAGGAGCGGAACAAGUGGGUUUUGAUAGCCAACAUUUAAGAAAUGUCGUACGCGAUUUUAGAAAGGAUAACAUGGGAGUAAACGAUGCUCAAGCCGGUUUGGAUUUGUUGUAUCGAUUGAAAGAAGAGAGUGGCGGUAAGUUUUUCAUCAAGACUCUCCUUGAUGACGAAGAAAGAUUGAAGUGUCUUGUAUGGGUCGAUCCCCGCUCUUUGAUGGCCUACAAAAACUUUGGUGAUGUGGUUGCGUUUGACACUAUAUAUGGAACUAAUAGAUAUGCUAUGCCGUUUGUGGCUUUCACCAGAGUGAACCAUCACUAUCAAUCAAUACUUUUUGGUUUUGCACUCGUGCGGGAUGAAUUGAAGACAACUUUUGAGUGGGUUUUGAGUACUUGGCUAGAGGCAAUGGAAGGCAAAGAACCCAUGGCUAUUAUAACGAUCAAGAUCUAG
Messenger RNA from Daucus carota subsp. sativus, 1029 nucleotides. RefSeq names its product protein FAR1-RELATED SEQUENCE 5-like. Gene Ontology annotation, biological process: regulation of DNA-templated transcription. The transcript has 2 exons. The coding region runs from base 1 to 1029 and encodes 342 amino acids. Lineage: Eukaryota; Viridiplantae; Streptophyta; Magnoliopsida; Apiales; Apiaceae. The record is from RefSeq and is a predicted model, not a curated record.